Messenger RNA from Diaporthe amygdali, 285 nucleotides. RefSeq lists its product as uncharacterized. Bases 1 to 285 code for a protein of 94 amino acids. The record is from RefSeq and is a predicted model, not a curated record. The transcript has a single exon. Lineage: Eukaryota; Fungi; Ascomycota; Sordariomycetes; Diaporthales; Diaporthaceae.
AUGGACAGACAAGGCAAGCGCGACGUACUGUACAUGUACGCAUACGCAUACGCAGCACGGUACCAAGGUAGUGCAGCAGCACAAGGAGGUCGCGCGGAAAGGACGGGGCAGAUCCGGCGCCUCCCUUGUUUCCGAAUUGCCGUGACGUGUGAGGAGGCAGCAGCAGCAGCAGCAGCAGCAGCAGCAAGCACCAGACUCAGCAGGGACAGAAGCAGCAGCAAUAGUCCGAGGAAGGAGCAGCAAGAGGAGGAGGCGGAGGCCAGGAGGAGGGGGGAGGGAUGGUGA